Messenger RNA from Phyllostomus discolor (pale spear-nosed bat), 1069 nucleotides. Its product is annotated as beta-casein-like. The record is from RefSeq and is a predicted model, not a curated record. Bases 31 to 711 code for a protein of 226 amino acids. Gene Ontology annotation, cellular component: extracellular region. The transcript is spliced from 7 exons. NCBI's taxonomy places the organism in Eukaryota, Metazoa, Chordata, Mammalia, Chiroptera, Phyllostomidae.
CUUUUUUCCCUCUCACAGGCCUUGAGCACCAUGAAGGUCCUCAUUCUUGCCUGCCUGGCGGCCCUUGCCCUUGCAACAGAGACUGUAGAAAACCUUUCAAACACAGAGGAAUCCAUUACACACAUUAAUGAGAAACCUGAGAAGUUUGAAAAUGACAAAGAGCAGCAAAGACAGGAUGAACACCAGGAGAAAAUCCAGUCCCCUGUCCAGCCACAGGCUCUUGUCUAUCCUUUUGCUGAGCCCAUCCCCUACACUGUCCUUCCACAAAAUGUCCUGCCUCUUGCUCAGCCUGCUAUGGUGCUGCCUGUCUUUCAGCCCGAAAUGAUUCAAGGUUCCAAUUCUAAGGCAACCAUCUUUCCUAAGCGCCAUGUGAUGCCAUUUCUUAAAUCUCCAGCAGUUCCAAUUUUUCAACGCCAAAUCCCAAACCUCACUGAUCUCAAGAGUCCACAGCUUCCUCUGCCUCUGCUCCAGCCCUUGAUGCACCAGGUGCCCCAGCCUCUUAUUCAGGCUCCCAUGCUUCCUACUCAGCCCCUUCUUUCCCCUCCUCAGCCCAAAGCCCUGCCUCUUUCCCAGCAAAUGAUCACCUACCCUCACAGAGAUAUGCCCAUCCAAGCCCUUCUGCUUUACCCAGAGCCUCUGAUUGACCCUACGCAGGGGUUCUACCCUGUGACUCAACCUAUUGCUGCAGUUUACAGCUUGCAACAAAUUUAAGAGGAUUUCAAAGUUGUUUGUCCCUCAGUUUUGAAUUGACUGCGACUGGAAAUGUGACAUGUUUUCAAUGUUCAUAUCACUCCAUCAAAAAAUUAACAAUUUUUAUGAUUCUACAGGGAUAAAAUGCAAAUGUAUUUCUUUAUUUACUUUAUUGUAUUAUAUAAUAUUCAUCUGAAUUUGUAUUUGACUCUUAACCCCUAUUUUCUGAAUUUUAAUUCAAAAAGUACUACAGAAUGUCACUUUUGAGUUGGAAGUUCCAUAACCAUAUGAAAAGUAUGUCUAAAAAUAGUUUCUGGAAUUGUAUUUAUUAUCACUAUUUCCUAGCCAGUCAUUUCAAUAAAUUAAUCCUUUAUGCAUA